AGGAGUGACCCGCGCAGCGGCGCGGCAUUGUGGGAAAGGCCGCGGGAGCGAGCGGAGCGACAAGCCGCAGUCAGCUCCUUCACCGGGACCCGCAUAAGACACCGCGCUGUCCGCUUCGCUCCUCCAUGGCUCUGUGCAACGGGGACUCCAAGCUGGAUAUCAGCGGUGAGCCGAAGGACAGCUUGCGGCGCUACGAGGGAGCCGUGGCCAUCUUGGAUGCGGGUGCGCAGUAUGGCAAAGUGAUUGACCGCCGUGUCAGGGAGCUGUGUGUGCAGUCAGAGAUCCUGCCACUGGAGACACCAGCGUUUGCCAUCAGAGAGCAGGGUUUCAGAGCGAUCAUCAUAUCUGGGGGGCCCAACUCUGUCUACGCAGAGGAUGCGCCCUGGUUUGACCCUGCCAUCUUCACCAUUGGGAAACCAGUUCUGGGCAUCUGCUAUGGCAUGCAGAUGAUGAAUAAAGUGUUUGGAGGAACUGUGCACAAGAAGAUCAUGAGAGAGGAUGGAGUGUUCAGCAUAGGACUUGACAACUCCUGCUCUCUUUUCAGAGGUCUUCAGAAGGAGGAGGUGGUGUUGCUGACGCACGGAGACAGUGUGGACAAGGUGGCCGAUGGCUUCAAAGUGGUGGCACAGUCGGGGAACAUCGUUACAGGUAUUGCCAACGAGCAGAAGAAACUGUAUGGCACACAGUUCCACCCCGAGGUGGACCUCACGGAGCGUGGAAUGCAGAUGCUCAAGAACUUCCUCUUCGAGAUCUCUGGCUGCACGAGCAACUUCACUGUGCAGGACCGCGAGCAGAGCUGCAUCUGCGAGAUCCAGGAGAGAGUCCAGAAGUCCAAAGUGCUGGUUUUGCUGAGCGGGGGUGUGGACUCGACGGUGUGCACUGCCCUGUUGAACAAGGCCUUGAACCAAGAGCAGGUCAUCGCCGUGCAUAUCGACAACGGCUUCAUGAGGAAGAAGGAGAGCCAGAGCGUCGAGGAGGCGCUGACAAAGCUGGGCAUCAAUGUCAAGGUCGUGAACGCUGCUCAUACGUUCUACAAUGGCACCACCACCCUGCCCAUCUCAGAGGAGGACAGGACCCCCAGGAAACGCAUCAGCAAGACACUGAACAUGACUACCAACCCAGAAGAGAAGAGGAAGAUCAUUGGAGACACUUUUGUCAAGGUGGCCAAUGAAGUGAUUGGGGAGAUGAACUUGAAACCAGAGGACGUGUUCCUGGCUCAGGGGACACUGCGGCCAGACCUGAUUGAGAGCGCCUCCAUCAUUGCCAGCGGGAAGGCUGAGGUCAUCAAGACACACCACAAUGACACAGAGCUCAUCCGCAAGCUGCGAGAUGAGGGGAGAGUAAUUGAGCCUCUGAAAGACUUCCACAAGGAUGAGGUCCGCAUGCUCGGUCGAGGCCUGGGACUCCCGGAGGAAAUUGUCUCUCGACACCCCUUCCCAGGUCCUGGUCUGGCCAUCAGAGUGAUCUGUGCCGAUGAGCCGUACAUCUGCAAAGAUUUCGCCGAGACCAAUAACAUUCUGAAGAUAGUGGCCGACUUCUCAGCCAGCGUCAAAAAGCCACAUGCUCUGCUGCAGAAGGUGAAGUCCUGCAUAUCAGACGAAGAAGAAGAGAAGUUAAUGCAGAUCACCAGCCUUCAUUCACUCAAUGCCUUCCUCCUGCCGAUCAAAACCGUGGGUGUCCAGGGCGACUGCCGGACGUACAGCUAUGUCUGCGGUGUUUCCAGCAAAGAGGAGCCUCACUGGGACUCUCUUAUGUUCCUGGCGAGAAUCAUCCCUCGCAUGUGUCACAGCAUCAACAGAGUGGUGUAUGUGUUUGGGCCACAGGUCAAGGAGCCACCCACAGACAUCACGCCUACCUUCCUGACCACUGGUGUAUUGGGAACACUUCGACAGGCCGACUUUGUGGCUCACACCAUCCUGCGUGAAUCUGGCUACUCUGGAAAGAUCAGCCAGAUGCCGGUGAUCCUUACCCCCCUGCAUUUUGACCGCGACCCCCUACAGAAGCAGCCCUCCUGUCGACGCUCAGUGGUCAUUCGCACCUUCAUCACCAGCGACUUCAUGACCGGAAUUCCCGCCACACCUGGCAAUCACAUCCCCGAGGAGGUGGUGCUGAAGAUGGAGAGUGAGAUCAAGAAGAUCCCAGGCAUCUCCAGGGUGAUGUUUGACUUGACCUCCAAGCCUCCAGGGACCACAGAGUGGGAAUAGGACUGGGGACCCCUCAGUGAUACCCUCUUGUUGUUCCCUCUCCUCUCUCCACCACUGUCAUCACCCCCUCCCCACCCCCACCCCACCCCCCUUGUGAUAAGAACAUUCCCAGUGUUGCCAGGUAGUACUGUGACCAGCAACACACCAGAAGACAAACAUUGGCCCGCCCCUGUUUUUUUGGCGGAAGAGAAUUGUUUUUAUUUUAUUUUUUACUUGUUUCCGUUUGUGACGGCAUGCUGUGAACGUCUCAAGGUUUUUGGGACUUCCUGUUUCAAGGGGUCCUGUCCUCGGGGAGGUCAGAGGUCAAACGCAGGUCGUGGUUCGGCCACAUUUUAACCCCCCGCCCAGGGUCACAGUGUGUGGCCAAAUGGCAAGAAAAGUAACCUUGCAGCAACACGAAAGGCGCUUAGAACACUGAUAAUUUUCUGCCUUCACAACAUUAACAUUAACUCUGUUUUAUGUCCUUGGUUGUUGGGUAUAAUAGUGGGGAUUUCUCCUUGUUUUUUCUGUCUGUUCUCCAACUUACUUGAUAUGACUUAUUGAAAGAAGUAGUUCAGCAGAGAGGGUUUACCUUGAAAAAGUUGCCAAACGCCUGUGCGAGUCCGUCAUUUCAGCUGAACGCACAUCGCUCCUCUCCCCAUCCCCUGCGCAGUGUCGGAUCUCCCACAUUACGUGCACUGGGUGCGUGCCACAGUUAACGCUCCGUCUGGCAAAGGACAAACUGCUGAAUAGAGCUCUCCCACAGGGGGGCACUCUCGAGUUUGUGCCUACUCUUGCUUCUUCGAUCCAUUUCUGUUCCUCCCAGAAUAGUGUUCCCCCUUCUUCCAUGUUGCAAUAAGUGCUUUUUUUAAUUUUUUUUAACAAAACCGAUUAUUAAUAACUGAAAAAUGGAGAGAAAAUAUAAUAUUGAACAACUAAGGCACUUUUCCAUUUGUAUUUGCAACCCAUCAUCGUCAUCCUCUGCUCACCUGUAGUGUCAGUGUGGUGGAAGGUCAGCUUUUGCACAAUGAGUCACAUCCAGUGGUAGCCAUGGUCUUGGUGCUUUCUGCUGUGUGGGCUAGUAGUGUUUCCAGGUUAAAGGUUAGGGUGAAGCUGGGGGGGUGGUCAGCAGGCGACUCUGAGGGCCUACUGACCGUAACUGUCUCGCCAGUCCUUACACACCCCCCUGGUCACUUUAAUUUUUGGCCUAAAAUCCUUAACUUAUGACAGAGAUCAAUUUUUUACCGUGGUAAUAUGAAGCUCAUAUUUAGGUAUUUAUUGUCUUUGUACUUUUCAUGAAAUGCCGUGUUCGUUUCUCACGAUGACGAAAAUCGAACAAUGCAAGAUGGAUUCAUUCCUCGUCUUAAUCGCAGGCCUCCUAACGUUCUCCCUCAGUCGCCUUCCACAUUUGACAUCUCCUCACGUCUCCUCUCUUUGGAAGAAGAAGAAAGUGCUCACAACUAAAGGACAUUGGAUUUGAUAGUGGGGUUUAACUGCAAUAUUACACGUGUAACUUUAAUUUAUGCAAUUUUGUGUCUGAGCGAUUCUCACGUUUAAAAGAACGACGCUUUGUUUCCUUCUCAAUGUGCCUCAAACGAGCCGCUGCAUGCAGUUCCAACAUUGAAAUUUGUACAAUGAAAAUGGAGCUUUAAUAAAGAUGUCCAUGUCGAAAGUG
Messenger RNA from Scleropages formosus (Asian bonytongue), 3858 nucleotides. RefSeq names its product guanine monophosphate synthase (gene gmps). The record is from RefSeq and is a predicted model, not a curated record. Gene Ontology annotation, biological process: GMP biosynthetic process. Lineage: Eukaryota; Metazoa; Chordata; Actinopteri; Osteoglossiformes; Osteoglossidae. Bases 126 to 2204 code for a protein of 692 amino acids. The transcript is spliced from 16 exons. Gene Ontology annotation, molecular function: ATP binding; GMP synthase (glutamine-hydrolyzing) activity; GMP synthase activity. Gene Ontology annotation, cellular component: cytosol.